UCCAAUUAGCUUCCGCUACGAUCUCUGUGUCGUAAGGCCUUUCGGACCAAUGUAGCUCAUCCUAUUUUGGCGGCUGUGUGGAAAACAUGGCGGAAAAUUUGAAAGAUUGCAGCGUGCCCUGCAAGAUGUCCUGGGAUGAGCUGGAAGCCAUGUGUCGAAUGGAGAAACUCCAGUGUCAAGAGCUUGGAGUUAGCAGAGCCAACGUCAAUGAAUACGAGGUUGAAUUCCUAUGUGACUACAAGAAGACUAAGGAAGAGGAGUUGUACCUUGUAAAAUGGAAAGGCUUUCCAGAAUCAGAUAACACUUGGGAACCCAAGAGGAACCUAAAAUGUCCCAAACUGAUGAAGCAGUUCCAUCUCGACUUGGAUCAGGAGCUGAGGCGCCACAAGCGACGUUGCAUCCCAAAAAAGCUAGAUAAAGAAGUUUCCUCAUUUCUGCUCCAAAAAGCCAAACUCCGCCAGAGUCUGCAGCGCUGGGAAGACCAUCUGAAUCAUACUCGCAAUCAUCCAGGGCGCAUUUUUGUCAUGAACGAAGUGGACCUAGAGGGUCCUCCGAAAAACUUUACCUAUAUCAACAACUAUAAAGUAGGUCAGGGCAUUGUGUUAGAUGAGAUGGCAGUGGGUUGUGAGUGCAAAAACUGUUUAGAGGAGCCAGUGAAUGGCUGUUGCCCUGGGGCUUCCCUCCAACGCAUGGCCUACAACGACAGAGGACAGGUCCGGAUUCGGCCUGGACAGCCAAUAUAUGAGUGCAACUCCCGCUGCAGCUGUGGGCCUGACUGUCCCAACAGAGUUGUGCAGAAUGGAAUCCAGUUCGAUCUGUGUAUCUUUAAAACGGAGAAUGGCCGGGGAUGGGGAGUCCGCACACUGCAGCACAUCAAGAGGAACACAUUUGUCAUGGAGUACAUUGGGGAGAUUAUCACCACAGACGAAGCAGAGAGAAGAGGUCAUAUAUAUGACCGCCAGGGCUCUACGUACCUCUUUGACCUGGACUAUGUCGAGGACGUGUACACAGUGGAUGCAGCUCACCUAGGAAACAUUUCUCACUUCGUCAACCACAGCUGUAACCCUAACCUGCAGGUAUACAACGUGUUCAUUGACAACAUCGAUGAGAGGCUUCCGAGAAUUGCGUUAUUUUCAACACGUGCUAUCCGAGCUGGAGAGGAGCUCACCUUUGACUACAAAAUGCAAAUUGAUCCAGUUGAUACAGAAAGCACCAAAAUGGAUUCCAGUUUCAGUCUAGCUGGGCUUCCUGGCUCUCCAAAGAAGAGAGUUCGAGUGGAGUGUCGGUGUGGAUCAGACUCAUGUCGAAAAUAUCUGUUCUGACAAGGACCUGUGGGAAAAAUGUACAGUUUUGGGUUUUUUUGUUUUUUUUUUAUUAUGAAAGAUUAAAUCCCAACUUCACUUUUACAUUUAUGAACAAGGCAGACUCUUAAGAUGGAAACCACAGUCCAGCUUCAAGUCUGUGAAGUGUGUGUGUAUUACAAGUGCUUAAUUACUGCGAGAUAUUUUUUCUUGUCCUCUUUUAACUCCAAAAUAGAUUUGAAACAAAAAAGUGAUUUAGCUUGUAUUCUAGGCUUUAUAAAGUGCAGUUCAUGAAUGUACACGUUCCUCUGUGACUGUCUGCAACAGGUUUAUUACUGCUUGGCGCUGGCCAAGCCUGGUGGGCAGAAAGAGCAGCAGUCAGUCUAUUAUUUUUUAAAUCUGGAUCAUUCUUUUGUCUUUUUUUCUUUGAGUCAAAAUUAUUUAUAGGAACAAAUAGGCUUUAUAGGCUCCCGCUGGUAUUCUUUACGAUGGUCUUCACACUUCGUGUGCUGGUAAUCAAAACAUUGGCUCCAGUGCUUUAGGAUAUUCCAUUUAUUUAUUCUGCGUUCUUAGUUCUGUUUGACUAAAGAGGUAUGCAAUCAGGACAGGUUUCAGACAAUAGUCACCACAGUGAAAUAUAAUAAUUGAGCAAGAAUGCAACUAUAGCCAAAACUGGGUUUGGUUUGGCUGUACUGCAGUUUGUCCUGAGCCAUGUCCGUGUUCCCUCACGCUUUCUCUUAAUAUGCAUGUUGUUUUUUCAGUCAUGGUGUUUGAUACUCCAGAUGUUGGCCAAGUCAACAGUGUACAGUGUAUAAGGCUUGAUCCUACUGUGUUUGCACUGCUGCUAGGCCAAGACUUCCUAUAAUGGCCCACCAACAUGGAAUAGCAUACAGCUGGUAGAUGGGUUUUCAGUAAGCUAGAACAACAGAUGCACGCAAUGUGUUGUCAAAGUGUCUGUGGCUGUUCUAAAUGUGUGCACUAGAAGCUGUGGAGGUAUAUGUGCAGUUCUGCUUGCAACUGCUUUAUCUUAAGUCUCCCUUGAUGAACCAUUUAUGGUUUAAUCGGAUAAAAGGACACAAGUUUGUAAAGAGAGCAUGAUGCUGUGCUUUCUCUAUCAGUCUCACCACUGUGCACAGGCUGACAUGGUGGCUUUCAGCACAGCAUGCCGUGCACAUCUUCCCAUUAACAAGGUAAGUUAAAUCUGCACCUGUGCACAGAACUAGAAGCUCCGUGCUUCUUUUACUAACAGCUACAUAGGUGGAUGAAGGUUGGGACAAUACAACGGCCUGUUUUCUGGAUAUGGUUUAUUAUUUUAUGUCUGGUUAUUUUUAUUGUAAAGAAUCUUUGUAUGGUUUUACACAUGUCAACACAAAACAAAAAUUCUCUACUUUCUUUCUGCCAAAGAAACUGAUUCCCUGGAAACUGGCGUAUAGAUGUUAUUUUGAAUAAAGUACUCAUGUACUGGGGAUACAUGAGAGCAUUUUAGUGAACUGCUCUUCUGGCGGCCCAGGGUAUUGUAAUUUUUUUUUUUGUAAUAAAUGGUCAGUAGCUGAUUAUUUUACAGUUUUGAUAUUUAAGCGUUUUAGUUAUCAAUACUUGUUUUUAUCAAUGUGACUUUCUGAUAGAUGGAGAACAAAAACCGUGCUAAUAAAUGGUGCAUUUGUA
This is a messenger RNA of Oreochromis niloticus (Nile tilapia), 2966 nucleotides long. Its product is annotated as histone-lysine N-methyltransferase SUV39H1. The transcript is spliced from 6 exons. Gene Ontology annotation, molecular function: zinc ion binding; protein binding; histone H3K9 methyltransferase activity. The coding region runs from base 87 to 1322 and encodes 411 amino acids. The record is from RefSeq and is a predicted model, not a curated record. NCBI's taxonomy places the organism in Eukaryota, Metazoa, Chordata, Actinopteri, Cichliformes, Cichlidae. Gene Ontology annotation, cellular component: nucleus.